UUGUUGAUACUUGAUAGGAAAAAGAAGAGCACCGUUGAGAAGAGUUACGAUCAAUGAAUGUGUUGAAGCUGAAGGCGGUGUCUGAAGCAGCGAACCCUAAUGACACCGCGAAGAAGACGGAGACUGUGGACCUGGGUAACGGAAGCGACGUCGUUUACAUUCAGCGCUUAAUUCCCUACGAAGACUCAUGGCAAUGGUUCCAUUACCUCGAUAACCAUAUCUCAUGGACCAGACCCACCGUUCGCGUCUUCGGAAAAUCCUUCCUUCAGCCUCGAGAUACAUGUUAUGUUGCAAGUCCUGGGUUGACUGAGUUGACUUACAGUGGCUAUCAACCGCAUGCAUAUACUUGGGAUGAUUUUCCACUGCUUAAAGACAUCUUGGAUGUUGUCCUUAAAGCUCUUCCUGGGAGUAGUUUUAAUAGCGUACUCUUAAAUAGGUAUAAAGGUGGUGAUGACUAUGUUGGUUGGCAUGCUGAUGAUGAGAAGCUUUAUGGAUCAACACCUGAAAUUGCUUCGAUAUCUCUUGGAUGCGAACGUGAUUUCUUCCUGAAGAAGAAGCAAUGUAAAAAAUCUUGUGAUGGAAGUGAUGAGCCUGCAAGAAAGCGAUUAAAGAAGAGUAGCCAUGCUGAUCAGCACACCUUUAGACUAAAGCAUGGAUCCCUUUUGGUGAUGAGAGGCUAUACCCAAAGGGAUUGGAUUCACUCUGUCCCUAAGCGUGCAAAAGUGAACGGUACACGCAUUAAUCUUACCUUUCGACGUGUUUUUUGAAAGAUUUUUGGACAUGGUCCAGCUUUUGGAAUAUGAUCAUGCAUUGUUGUAAAUCUGCUUCUGGCAUUAUUAUAGGAUUACUGACUAGUUUCUUUGACAAGUUGAUACGAAAAUGUAAAACUUUGUAGGAUAUUUUCUCCUAACUUGAGUACAAAAAUGGUAGACUUGGAUUUUAUAUGUAAAGCUCUAUGGUUACUACUGCUUCUGCAUGGAGUUAUGAAGCCUUUCAUGUAAUACAAAAUUUAAUUGUCAUCCAUUGAUUAAAGGCUAUACUGUGAAUUGAAAGAUUUAGCAUUCUUCUACGUCAGUUAUCUUAAAAGAAAACACCAGUUCAAUGUUCAUAAUCGCAUUGUUUUUUCUGCUGAGAUGGAACUUGAAUUCCAAAUUAGAAAGUGGCUUUGAUAGAGCAGGGAACAGAUAACCUUAUUAUAAUGUUACUUUGCUGGAAGAGGGUGACCUAUGAGCCAGCUACUACUUGCAGAAGUGAAGUAUAAGCACAAAGUUUAGAAGUGAAUUGUAUUUUUUUUUUAACGUGACAGUUACUUAAGUAGAUGAUUGAAUUAAUUAUUUGACCAACUUAAAGAUGGUGGUUGUAUUGGUCUUUGGUGGUGUGCAUAU
Messenger RNA from Arachis duranensis, 1385 nucleotides. RefSeq names its product DNA oxidative demethylase ALKBH2. The coding region runs from base 54 to 767 and encodes 237 amino acids. NCBI's taxonomy places the organism in Eukaryota, Viridiplantae, Streptophyta, Magnoliopsida, Fabales, Fabaceae. The record is from RefSeq and is a predicted model, not a curated record. Gene Ontology annotation, biological process: DNA repair. The transcript is spliced from 4 exons.